AUGAAACAGUCUAAGAACCACUUUUAGGAUUUAAAACGAGAGAACAAGGAGUUCUUAAAUCAAGAUUAUAAGAAAUUGUAAAUUUAGGGAUGGUAAUCCAUAUCAUUAUCAAAUCGGAUAUUUACAGAUAUACAAAAAAUAUUAUUUGAAUAAAAUUCAAUUUUUAGAGUUAAAGGACUGCUUCAUUAUAUCCUAAUAGAUAGUUCAUAAAUGNGAAGAGCUUUGCACUUAAAUCUUGAAAUUGUAGAAUUUGGACAACAGGGAAUUUCAAAAAAUAUUAGAUAUUUCAGAGGAAAUAAAGAUGAUAACCGAAUCAUACAAAGGAGUGUUGCUUGUUCAAUUAUUUUUAGAAAGAUUACACUCUUUAUCAUUGGUCAAGCAGUAGAAUAUGAAAUCUCUUAUCUAAGAACAGUAUUAAUUGAUAAACAAUUUAUAAAAAAGAAACAUUCAAGAUAUUGAUAAAUAAUCAUUUAAUUUCUUAAUAAAUAAGGAAGAGCAGACCAAUGUUUAAUAACGUCUUGGUUAUUAAGCUUAAACUAGCACUAACUAUUUGAGAUAAAAUGAAAUAUUUCGUAAAACAUAAAUAACGAAAUUUUCAAGGGAAAAUUAAAAAUAAACUGUGUGUGAAUUAAAAAGUGAAAUCUUAACUAAAAUGUCUAGUUCAUAAUGUGAAGAAGAAGUUCAGGGGGGUGAAGAUAUUCAAAAUUCUAAUAAUUAUUAGAGGCUAUUCUAUUCGAAAUGCCUGAAUAUGAAGGCUCAAUUAUCUAAUAUUGAUCCAGCUUAAAAAGUUCCGCUUUGUGUGCUGUUUAAAGAAGUUCUAAGUAGAAGGAUUCCGAUUACCUAAUGGAAUUAGUUUAUACUAUCAGCUUUUGAUAAACCUUCAUAAUAUUUAGAAUAGUAGAAAUAAAACCUAUUUAAUUAAGCAUCCGCAUUCCAAAAUUCAGCUAAACAAUUUGCAAUCAAUAGUAAUUUCAAAGAAAGAUUAAGAAAUCUUAAAAUAAUAUGA
Messenger RNA from Paramecium octaurelia, 1006 nucleotides. NCBI's taxonomy places the organism in Eukaryota, Ciliophora, Oligohymenophorea, Peniculida, Parameciidae. The record is from the annotation of a GenBank genome assembly.